This is a messenger RNA of Sporothrix brasiliensis 5110, 450 nucleotides long. Its product is annotated as ribosomal protein l36. Lineage: Eukaryota; Fungi; Ascomycota; Sordariomycetes; Ophiostomatales; Ophiostomataceae. The transcript has a single exon. Gene Ontology annotation, molecular function: structural constituent of ribosome. Bases 1 to 450 code for a protein of 149 amino acids. The record is from RefSeq and is a predicted model, not a curated record. Gene Ontology annotation, cellular component: ribosome. Gene Ontology annotation, biological process: translation.
AUGCCGAUUGCACGGAUUGCACGGCUGCUGGCGCCGGCCUCUGUGCGCGCCGCGGCUGCUGCCUCCACCUCCUCUGCAGCCACAUCGACACGCUCGGUCUCGUCCCUGACGACGGCCAUGUCGGCACUCCGCGUGCAAGCCAGCGCACCCAACGUGCAGCAGCAGCAGCGCGUGUUCUCGCUCGUCGCCGCCUCGGCCACGCGGCCGACCACUGCUGCCGCCUCCGCAUCCACCUGCCAACACAAGCACACCCCCGGCAACACCCACGCACACACGCACGCUGCCGGCCACGGCCGCCGGCAACAGGUGCGCGGCAUGAAGGUGCACAGCUCGGUGAAGAAGCGGUGCGAGCACUGCAAGGUGGUGCGGCGCAAGGGCGGCAAGCGGCAUAAUGGCUACAUGUACAUUGUCUGCUCGGCAAACCCGCGUCACAAACAGAGACAAGGUUGA